AUGUCGAAUAAAACCUACAACGAUUUAUGGCAUUCGACGCAAAAAUUCUUGGAAAAUCUAGCCGUAAACGAUUAUCAAAAGCUUGCUCUUGAUCCGGAAUUCGACCGUUCUAUAGCACAACGUUGUAUUUAUGAAUUGUAUGCCAAAUACAUUGUGGCUGCAAAUCGUCUUGAGACUGUCUACGAUCAAAUGGUACAACCGCAGAAGCGAAUUAUCAUACGAAAACUGCUCGAUUCAACACUGGGUCGUAUCAUUGAAUUAAAACAUGAUUUGGUUGCCAUUGAUAUGAUGGAAUUCAGUUACAACGACGAUGUAGUAAGAGAUUUGAAGUUAGUGCCGCAAGAUUUGGAAUUGAAAAUACCAAAUUACUUUUUACGUGAAAGUCAAGAUGAUAUUGCUUACAAAAAGAAGUUCAUCGAUGACAUACUCAUGAAAUUGGGAUGGCUUGACGAAGAGGUGGUCGAAGAAAAAAUGUCCGAAGUAGAAGCCAUUCAUAUUAUACAAAUGCAUGAACGAGCACGGCAAGGACGAUUGCGGGCUCAAUUCAUGAAAGAAAUCAAACAAUUGAAAGAAAAAGGUAAACCAGACGCAAUCAAAGAUCGAACUGAUGGUUUGGUGGCAGCAAUGCGAAUUCAAAAAGUGUGGCGAGGUUUCACGACUCGACGCAAAACAAGACAUGGCAAAGUCGAAGAGAUGUAUUUAAUCGGAAUGAUUCCAAGACCAGAGAAAAACAACGAAACACUUCUUGAAAAUGAACGAAAGAGAAACGAACGACGCUAUGGACAUCAAGAGUCAUAUCGAAAGAGUUAUGAGAAUGCGGUAAAGGAGGCAAAAGAUGAUAUUUUGAAUAAGUAUUCGACGACAUUGAGCGAACAAAUUGCCGAUGAAAUUCGAAAUUGGUUUCGAGAAUACCAAAAUCGCUCAGGAAAAUUUCCUGAAUUUCCAAGCGAAGAGCAUGGCGGCUCAAGGCAGCUUUUAAGUCGACAAGGUACAGACAGUGAAUUAAGUCGGUCGUCGCCGGUGUCAUCGCGAGAUUCAAAAAGAACCAAAGACAAAUCAAAAACACCAACAAAAAUCAUUGACCUGACCGCCGAAGUUAGUUUUGAAAGUGGUUUCAAAAUGAAUCAGUCGUCAUUUCUAAAUGAAAUUAAAUUGCAAAUUGAUGAGUUCAAUGAUGUUUGGAAAGAAAAAGACGAGUCUAUGAAUCCAACACAAACUUUUUAUAAAAAUAUGAUCUAUACGGAUAAAUAUGCUGAAGCUGAACGUGAAUUACGUAUUGUAAUUGAUAAUAUGAUGCGACAAGAGCUUGAACUUCUUCAAGCUGCUUUGGAGCGUGAUCGAACGCAAAAGGGUAAAAAAUCGAAAAAGAGUAACAAAAAGGCACGUCGCAGUGGCAAAAAGAGUAAAAAAAAGAAAGAAAAAGAUUUAACGCCCGAUCGAACUACCGAGUCUCUUUUCGAAGAAUUAGUUACGAAUGGAAUUAUUCGCAAAAUACCAGAGACUCGUUUGAGUUCAUUUUUCGGCGACAGAGCAUAUGCUAAGCGAUCUGGAAUAAAUCCAACACCAGGCGAUAUUCGACAAGUGCUCAUUGAGUAUGCAAUUUUACCGUUGGGCUCUGAAACAAUCCGUAGCAAUGCACCUUGUAUUAGAUCAAUCCUAAUUGCAGGUCCAAAAGGUUCUGGUAAAAAGUCUCUUGUUUAUAGUAUUUGCAAUGAAGUGGGUGCCUUGCUAUUCGAUCUAACGCCGGCCAAUAUCGUGGGGAAAUAUCCUGGGAAGUCGGGUCUUAUCAUGCUGAUGCAUUUAGUCUUAAAAGUAUCGCGUUUACUGCAACCGUGUGUCAUUUUUAUGGACAAUGCUGAAGCUCCGUUUAUGAAAAAGGUGCCAAAAGGUGAUCGUACCGAUCCGAAGAGAUUGAAAAAAGACUUGUCGAAACUUGUUAAAAACAUUGCCGAAGAAGAUCGAGUUAUAUUUAUUGGCACUAGCAGUGCCCCGUGGGAGGCUGAUCAAAAAUUAUUGCAACAAACUUAUAAUCGUUUUAUAUACAUACCAAAGCCUGAUUUUGGUACUCUUUCAUUCGUUUGGAAAAACUUACUUCUCAAAUAUAGUGGCAUCAGUCCGAAUUUCGAUACGGGAGCUAUUGCAAGACUUUCAGAUGGAUACACCAUUGGAUCCAUUGUUCAGUGCUUGAACGAUGUUCUUACGUGUAAAAGAAUUCUUCAGUUCCGAGUUCAACCAUUGGCACAUGUUGAACUAAUCAGUGCCUUAAGCUUGAGAGAUCCAGUUUAUCGUGAAGAAGAAGAAGCAUUUAAUACAUGGUGGUCCAAAACACCGCUUGGAAGACGCUGCCAAAAGGCACUUGAGGUCGAAGCACAAGCCAAACUCGAAAAAGAAAGUGGAGCAGAUAAAAAGAGACGAAAAUGA
Messenger RNA from Contarinia nasturtii (swede midge), 2421 nucleotides. Its product is annotated as dynein regulatory complex protein 11. Gene Ontology annotation, molecular function: protein binding; ATP binding; ATP hydrolysis activity. The record is from RefSeq and is a predicted model, not a curated record. The transcript is spliced from 10 exons. Lineage: Eukaryota; Metazoa; Arthropoda; Insecta; Diptera; Cecidomyiidae. Bases 1 to 2421 code for a protein of 806 amino acids.